Molecule: messenger RNA, 231 nt
Organism: Caenorhabditis remanei
Lineage: Eukaryota; Metazoa; Nematoda; Chromadorea; Rhabditida; Rhabditidae
Exons: 2
Coding region: 1-231 (76 amino acids)
Source: RefSeq, a predicted model, not a curated record
AUGUCAGAUAAAUCGGAUCGUAUGCAAUCGCAUGAUAAACAUUGGCUUCUUUUCCAGUCGAAAUACAUCCAUCAAUAUUCAGAAGUGUUCCACGUUGCAACAAUCGGAAAAGAACCAAACGAGUUCGGGGAUCCAAUACCUGUUCAACAGUUGCUCGGUCGGCUCGAUCUUUCACACGUUUCCGUUUUCGAUCCUCGUUGGUGUCUGCAUGUCGCUCGACGUCAACUGUAA